This is a messenger RNA of Dracunculus medinensis (Guinea worm), 1362 nucleotides long. The record is from the annotation of a GenBank genome assembly. Lineage: Eukaryota; Metazoa; Nematoda; Chromadorea; Rhabditida; Dracunculidae.
AUGGCAUUUUAUACAAUUGAGAAGGACACAUCGCUAAUGCCAAUUAAAUGCUGGCAACGUUGCUCUUGUUUAGAUAAAAAAUAUUUAGAAAUUAGUGGAAGAUGUGUCGAAAUAUCAUUUGUGGAUGCGAAUGGACCUUCGCAGAAAAAAACGUAUCUAUUAAACAAAGUGGUAAAUGAUUUUGAAUGUCGUAUGGUCGGUAGAAGUUGUGGAGAAAAUAUGGUGUUCGAAAUAAUUUCGAAACUUAAUGGAUCUUGCGUCGACAAAUGUGUUUGUGCUUAUAAUUUUGUGCAAAAUAAUAUAGGAUGCGACCGGUGUGAUUGGGAUGAAGAUGAUGCGAAUGAUAAUGAUUUAAACAAUUUAUAUGCUAGCCUACCAGUUCCUAUAACUGUACGAUUGGGCCAAAGGAUUUAUGAUAAAAGAUGUAUUAUAAGUGGCCAAACUUGUGGUAUCAAUAUGGUCUUCGAAGCCAUCAAUAAUGUGAAAAACGCAUAUUGUAUCCAAAAAUGCGUAUGUGAUCACUAUUCAAAAGAAAAAAAUGGAGAAUGUAUCGCAAAACGUAAUUCAGAGUGUGCCAAAAAUCUAAGAAAAGCAUUGAAAAUGAGGAAAGAGAAAGAAAUAAGGUGUAUUCGAACUAGAACAUGCAAGCUGAACGAAAUAUUUUACGAAAUACAAUGCAUACUACAAGAAUAUUCCUGUGGACCAAAUAUGCAACUGGUUGUUAUUGACAAAAGGCCCUCCAAUAAUGUCAAUCGUUGGAAAUGUGUCAUGCAAUGUCAAUGUGUCUAUGGAUAUAUUGAAACAAGCAAUCGAUGCUCUGAAAUAAUCAAAGGAGUGAAAGAGAGGAUGAAUUGCAUGCGUGGAAGAUGUAUGCUUAAUGAAGUAGUUCAAGAUAACGGUUGUUCAUUGAAAGAUCAAUUCUGUGGACGAAACAUGAAAUUCACUUUAAUCAAACAAUCCAUGAAGAAUAAUCAUAUAUCGUGUAUUGUGCAGUGCAAAUGUGCAGAAGGAUUUGAGGAAGAAAAUGGCCAAUGCAGAAAGCAUAAGAAUUCUUGUUUGGAAAACGGUUGUAAAGCGGGGAUGACAAUUCAUGAUGAAGGAUGCCAUUUGACUGGAGAGAAAUGUGGAAACAAUAUGGUAUUCACGAUGGUCAAUAGUGGAGUGUAUAUAGGAAAAGAAUAUAAUGUUGGUGAAGAAAUUUCUGAUCUCGGUUGUCGUUUAAGAAAUUUCCAAUGUGGAACCAAUAAGAAAUUCAUUGUUGUAGGAGAAUAUUCUGCCAAACACAAUCCAAACAUUAAAGGAUGUAUCGAACGGUGUAGUUGUAUCAUGGCGGGACCUGGUGACUGCAUGCAUAAUUUUUAA